Kockovaella imperatae is the source of this 2842-nucleotide messenger RNA. RefSeq names its product kinase-like domain-containing protein. NCBI's taxonomy places the organism in Eukaryota, Fungi, Basidiomycota, Tremellomycetes, Tremellales, Cuniculitremaceae. Gene Ontology annotation, molecular function: tRNA methyltransferase activity; ATP binding; protein kinase activity. Bases 185 to 2725 code for a protein of 846 amino acids. Gene Ontology annotation, cellular component: cytoplasm. The record is from RefSeq and is a predicted model, not a curated record. Gene Ontology annotation, biological process: protein phosphorylation; cytoplasmic translation; tRNA methylation. The transcript is spliced from 8 exons.
AAAAUGAAAAUGAUGAGACAGAUCUCUCUGUUGUUUACCAUUGACGCGUUUGGAACAACACCCACUGCGUAGCUCACGGAGCGAAGCAUGAUCUCGAUACAAUCGACAGGCGCUCUGAUCAGGAGAUCGGAACGGUGAAGCAGGAAGAGGUUAGCAUCGACGCGCCACUGGGAGAACCCCCACCAUGCCCUCAUCUAAAUCCUCAAUCGACGGUCGAGAUGUCUAUUACCGCCUGGGCAAGAGCGCAGGGUAUCGAGCGCGAUCAGCUUACAAGCUCAUUCACCUCGAUGAAGAGUUUGGAAUCUUUGAAGGAGUCGAGACUGCUGUCGAUCUCUGUGCUGCGCCUGGGAGCUGGAGUCAGGUCUUGACCCAACGACUCAAACCCGGUAAUGGCAGGAAAAUUGUCGCUCUGGACCUUCAACCAAUGGCACCAUUACCUGGCGUUAGCAUUUUGCAGGCCGAUAUCACCCAGCCGUCGACUGUCCCGCGAGUCCUCGAGGCCUUGGGCAGUCGUAAAGCAGAUCUGAUAGUAUGUGAUGGAGCACCAGAUGUCACCGGGGUUCACGACCUGGAUGCUUACCUGCAUUCUCAAUUGCUCUUGGCUGCUGUCACGCUGUCGCUGCUACUCCUCGCACCACACGGCACACUCAUCAUGAAGAUCUUUCUCUCGCCUCAUGAUCCGAAAGCCACAAUGCUUCAAUCUCAACUGAGAGGUUUCUUUCCCGGGGACUUUUCGAGCCCAGCAUUUGAGGAUAUGACAGAGGAGGAGGAGGAGGGGGAGAUGGAGGAGGAGAAGAAAGAGGCAUCGGAGCGCAAGACGGAUUGUCCUCAGAGUGGAGUCUACAUCCGAAAGCCACGAAGCAGUCGAGUCGGCAGCGGCGAGGCUUUCAUUGUCUGUAGAGAUUUUGACGCGACUCGACUUCCGUGGUCUGCAGCACCCUUAGCUUCGGUUCUCGAGUCGCUCCAUCAGGACUCUAAGGGGAGCUUGUCGCUACUUACGCUGGAGACUCUGUUUCCGGACACCACAUCGAGCCCAGAGUGGGAGAGACUUAAAACGUAUGCCACCAGCGGAGAUCUAGAUUCCCUUCCGUCUGCACCGCAGAUCCAGUCACCAAUCGCGAGGCCAAUAGAAAGGGAUGCGCUUCCUGGGAGAUCCAGAGAGAGUCUCAAUGCGAGAAGAAUGUGGAUAGAUACGGGAUCUAGAAGUCCAUCACUCGCAUCCGUUUCUCCAUCUACCUCUACUUUGGACGUACCGUGGGAUCGGCGCCCGACACCUUUACCGUCCCCCAGUCUAGGAUGGCCUGGAGAUGCGAACAGGGAUGCACCAUCACCUGCUCCAAGUACGAGUAGUAAGACCGACAUCUUCUUCGGUUCUAAUGAAGACUUUCUGCCAAAGCCCCCGAAGCCCAUGUCGGUGGGCCUCGACGCACAAAUGACGGUAACUCCCUCAAAGGCGGAUAUCUCGAUCCCUGCUCCUCGUCCUGGACACCUUGGACACAAGAAGACCAUCAGUGUCGACAUUGUCGUCCGGGCACCUACCGUUGUACCGGCUCGCUCCGUAUCUCAGCCCCAAUCGGCGGGCCCAGAAGGUCCUACGGACACUACGACUCUGUCUCACGGCAGAUCGAAACACGGCGCUCCUCGUCGGGAAACCAGAGAAGCUCAAGACGACGGACUUCAGCUUGCAUCCGGCGCUGAGCUAUUCGACGACUCAAAUAGCUGGAUCCUCAUCACUCGUCUGGGUGAUGGCGCAUUCUCAUCCGUAUGGUCUGCUCACCCAAAAGACUUGCCUCAUUCUGUCUCCGCUGUCAAGCUCACUUCUCGUGACGCCUGCGAUGAGGAUGCUCGGACACGGGUAGCUUUCUUACGAGAAGUCUCGGUCUUGAGACAUAUAUCCCACCCGAACAUCGUAGCGUAUCAAGCUUCUUUCUCCACUGCGACAUAUCACUGUCUGAUCCUUGAACAACUCCCUGGAGGAGAGCUGUACGAGGUACUUGUCGAUGACAUUCGGAAACGCCAAAUGUGUCGACGGAGUCCUGAGGAUCCCUCUGGCGAAGCUUUCGCUCGACGAGUCUUUAGUGAGCUUGUCAAAGCUGUUGGAUGGCUACAUAAAGUGGGAGUGGUGCAUCGGGACAUCAAGCUCGAGAACGUGCUUUUCACAGUCAAUCCCUUCACCGUGUGUUCUGAUGACUGUCCCAUCCCGCUCGACAGAUUGCCUUCACCUCUGGUCAAGCUCACCGACUUUGGUCUUGCGCGAUUCAUUGACCUGGACCACCCGACACUCGAGACUCGCUGUGGAUCUGAAUCUUUCGCGGCUCCUGAAAUCAUCAUGGGCAAAAAGUACGACGGACGACAGACUGACUGUUGGGCGCUUGGUGUUCUUCUCUUCGCUCUGCUUGUCGGGCAAUUGCCUUUCGACAGCGAUCACGAAGAACGUCGGAAGAAGAUGAUGCGAAUUGCCAAGGCCGAUUUCCGCUGGCCAUCAACUGUGGGCACACAAGGUGCUCGAGAGAUUGUCCAAACUCUGCUCAUGCGAGAUCCUAAAAAACGAUCCUCAGCCGAUCAGCUGUGGAAUCAUCCGUGGAUGCAAGGUCCAGGGGGUAUCUCUCGACCCACUCAAGUCACACCUAUCAAUGGGCAUAUCAAAGGUCAUCGCAGGAUCCUCGAUGGAUAUCUCCUAGAUGAAGAAGUCUCCUCAGACGCCACCACGGAAAUGAUCAAGUAGGGUGAUGUGUUCUGGCGCCACUUGUUCCGCGAAGGAGAUGAGCGAUCCUUUCACCCAAUCGCUUGAAAGGAGGUCCAUUCUGGACUGGACUCACUGCUUGGCAGCUGGAAGGGGUUC